Molecule: messenger RNA, 2529 nt
Organism: Sturnus vulgaris (Common starling)
Lineage: Eukaryota; Metazoa; Chordata; Aves; Passeriformes; Sturnidae
Gene: HHIPL1
Product: HHIP like 1
Cellular component (GO): membrane
Source: RefSeq, a predicted model, not a curated record
AUGCGGGGCCCGCGGGCGGCCCUGGCGCUGCUGCUGGCGGCGGCGAUCGCCCCGCGGCCGGCGCGGCCGCACCCGCAGUGCCUGGACUUCAAGCCGCCGUUCCGGCCGCCGCGGGGCCUCGCCUUCUGCCGCCGCUACUCCGACUUCGGCUGCUGCGACCCGCGCCGCGACCGCGCCCUGCUCCAGCGCUUCUACCACCUCAGCGCCAGCCUGGACGAGCGCACCUACGCCGCCUGCGCCGGGCACCUGCAGGACCUGCUCUGCCAGGAAUGCUCUCCAUAUGCAGCUCACUUGUAUGAUGCUGAAGAUCCCUCCACCCCCGUGAGGACGAUACCAGGACUAUGCCAAGACUAUUGCAUGCAAGUGUGGCAGAACUGCCGCUCCAUUUUCCGCUCUCUCUCUGCAGACCCAGAGUUAAUUGCACUGGAAAACAACAUGGCAAAGUUCUGCCGCUACCUGUCCCUGGAGGACACCGACUACUGCUUCCCACACCUGCUGGCUAACCAGAACCUUAACCAGAACCUGGGGCUGGUCACUGCUGAUGCAGAGGGCUGUCUGCAGCUCUGCCUCGUGGAGGUGGCCAAUGGGCUGCGCAAUCCCGUGGCCAUGGUGCACGCCAACGAUGGCACCCACAGGUUCUUCAUCGCUGAGCAGGUCGGCCUCGUGUGGACCUACCUCCCCGAUGGAUCCAGGCUCCAAAAGCCAUUUCUGAACAUCAGCGAAGCUGUGCUUACCUCACCUUGGGAAGGAGAUGAGAGAGGGUUUCUGUGUAUUGUCUUCCAUCCUAAAUUCAAAUUUAAUGGUAAAGUGUACGUCUACUAUUCAGUUGAAGUUCGUUAUGAAGAGAGGAUCCGUAUCAGUGAGUUCAGAAUUUCUCCUGCUGACAUGAAUGCCUUGGACCAUGGUUCUGAAAGGAUAAUUCUUGAAAUAGAAGAACCUGCUUCCAACCACAAUGGAGGAGAGCUGCUCUUUGGAGAUGAUGGGUAUCUCUAUAUCUUCACUGGAGACGGAGGCAUGGCUGGGGAUCCUUUUGGCACGUUUGGAAAUGCCCAGAACAAGUCAGCCCUGCUGGGCAAAGUGCUGCGGAUCGACGUGAACAACAACGACAGGGGGCCCCUGUACCGAAUCCCUCCUGACAACCCCUUUGUGAGCGACCCCACGGCUCGCCCCGAGGUCUACGCCUACGGAGUGAGGAACAUGUGGCGCUGCUCCUUCGACAGGGGGGACCCCCGCACCAAGGAAGGCAAGGGGCGGCUCUUCUGUGGAGAUGUGGGGCAGAAUAAAUACGAAGAAGUCGACAUCGUCGAGAAAGGGAAAAAUUACGGCUGGAGGGCGAGGGAAGGGUUCAGCUGUUACGAUAAAAAACUUUGCACCAAUUCUUCCUUGGACGAUGUGCUUCCGAUUUACGCUUACCCACACAAAAUGGGGAAAUCUGUUACAGGAGGCUACGUCUAUCGAGGUUGUGAGUCUCCAAACCUGAAUGGCCUGUACAUAUUUGGUGAUUUUAUGAGUGGACGCCUGAUGUCUUUGAAGGAGGAUCAUGCUACUGGACAGUGGCAGUACAGUGAAAUCUGCAUGGGGACAGGACAAACGUGCAUGUUCCCCGGGCUUAUCAAUAACUAUUAUCAAUACAUCAUCUCCUUUGCUGAAGAUGAAGCAGGGGAAUUGUACUUCCUUUCUACUGGUGUACCAAGUGCCACAGCUCCCCAUGGAGUGGUGUACAAAGUGGUAGACACCUCCAGGACAGCACCACCAGGAAAAUGCCAAGUUGAGCCAUCACCGGUGAAAGUCAAAAGCAAGCGCAUCCCCUUUGUGCCAAAGGAGAAGUUUAUUAUGAAAGAACCAACAGCACAUCCGCGGCUGAAGAGCACGACCCCGAGGGGAGGCGACCCCGAGCCCCAAACCCCGCGCCCGCCGGCAGUGGAUGGGGCGGGCAGAGCCCCGGGGGACCGGAGCAGGACGGCCAGCACGGCAGGGCCCGGCGGCAGAGCCCCAGGGCCGGGCAGGGGGGCAGAGGAGAGCGGGCAGCGCAGGAGGAAGAAGCCGCCCAGCGAUGGGGCGGUGCGGCUGAUGCGGCGGGGCCGGCGCGGCCGCGCCCGCGGCAGGGUGGAGGUGUUCAUCCACGGCCAGUGGGGCACGGUGUGCGACGAUGGCUGGGGCUUGCCUGCCGCCGCCGUGGUGUGCCGCCAGCUCGGCUUCCCCUACGCCGUGCGGGCCGCCAAGAAGGCAGAGUUUGGGCAAGGGACCUCCCUCCGCAUUCUCCUGGAUGAUGUGCAGUGCUCCGGGCAGGAGAGGACGCUGCUGGAGUGCUCCCAUGCCGAUAUCGGCACGCACAACUGCUCGCACGAGGAGGAUGCUGGCGUGGUGUGCAGCCGGGAGGAGGUGACACACGGGUGACUGGAGAGCUGGGAGAGGCAGCCGAGGGACUUGGAGCACAUCCCUUUCUUGCCCAGCCCUCUAAACCAGCUGCAGUAUUGAGGAGGGUGUGCCUUGCCUUGAGGAUGCUGCAUCUGUUCAGAGUAAUCUUAU